Molecule: messenger RNA, 900 nt
Organism: Miscanthus lutarioriparius
Lineage: Eukaryota; Viridiplantae; Streptophyta; Magnoliopsida; Poales; Poaceae
Source: the annotation of a GenBank genome assembly
AUGUCGUCGUCUAACUCGCCUUGCGCCGCGUGCAAGCUGCUGCGGCGCAAGUGCACGCAGGGAUGCGUCUUCGCGCCCUACUUCCCGCCCGACAACCCGGCCAAAUUCUCCAGCGUGCACCGCGUCUUCGGCGCCAGCAACGUCUCCAAGCUCCUCAACGAGCUGCCGCAGGCGCAGCGGGAGGACGCCGUCAACUCGCUGGCGUAUGAGGCCGAGGCGCGCCUCCGUGACCCCGUCUACGGCUGCGUCUCCUACAUCUCCGUCCUGCAGCUCAGGAUCAAGCAGGUCCGCGAGGAGCUCGCCGCCGCGCGCAAGGAGCUGGCGGGCUACAUUGGGCCAGCGGCGUUCGCGCCUUUCGUCGCCGCGCCGCAGUACCACCACCACCAGUACGCCGCGGGCGGCGUGCCUCUCGCGGCGGCCACCGGCAUGGGGCUCGCCGUCGGUGUCGGUGUCGGCGUCGGACCGCAGCACGGUCACCACCAUCCGCACCAGCAGCAGAUCAUGGUGCAUCAGCACCAGCACCUCCACCACCACCAGCAGAUGGCCGCUGCGGAGGCGCAGCAGCAGCUCGCUGCGGCCGUGGAGGUCGCGCGUGAGCAGCAGGAUCUCAUGAUGCGGCAAGCCGCGGUCUACGCGCAUGCCGUGCCCGGGAGCAGCGGCGUCGGCGGCGGCGCCACGGUGGCCGUUGUGCCGCCCGACGCCUUGCCGUACGAGGGCGGCUUCCUCUUCCAGCAGCAGCAGCAGCCGCCGUCGCAGGCGCAGACGGCCGUGGCGCUCACGUACCAGAUGGAGCAGUCCCCGCCGCCGUCGUCCUCGGGCCAGUCUCACCCCGAGGUGUCGCAGCAGCAGAACACGGAUGGCAGCGACGAGGGCAGCGGCGGUGUCGUGCCGCCGGCCUGA